Sapajus apella (tufted capuchin) is the source of this 1064-nucleotide messenger RNA. Its product is annotated as scavenger receptor cysteine-rich domain-containing protein SCART1-like. Bases 98 to 745 code for a protein of 215 amino acids. The record is from RefSeq and is a predicted model, not a curated record. Gene Ontology annotation, cellular component: membrane. The transcript is spliced from 2 exons. Lineage: Eukaryota; Metazoa; Chordata; Mammalia; Primates; Cebidae.
GGGGGGUCUGGAGCUCUCUCUGGGCAGGGACUCCUUGCUGGGCACUGAAACCAUCCUGACAGUAAAAUUCAGCUCUGGAAAAACCACUGCCAGGGAGAUGCAGAGAGUAAGGAAGCAGAGGGCAGCCUGGGCUUGGAGAGGUAGUGGCCGAGACGGCACUUUUCGGGAGCUUCGGCUGGUGCAGGGCCAGAGUCCCUGUGCAGGACUCCCCGAGAUCAGAAACGUGAAUGGGGUGGACCGCCUCUGUGGCCUGCAUGUGGAGGAGGCCAUGGUGUUCUGCCGGGAGCUGGGGUGUGGUCCUGUGCUCCAGGCCCCCCGCCGGGAUGUGGGCGUGGUCAGAAAGUACCUGGCCUGCAAGGGUACCGAGCCCACCAUCCGCAGCUGCAGACUGGACAACAAUCUCCGCGGCGGCUGUGACCCGCAGCUGGACGCACAGGUGAUCUGCUCAGGUGAGGCCGCCGCCCGACACUUCCAGCGACCCCUGGGUGAUGCUGGGCCUGGACGGGCUGGGGCUGGACUUGGAGAGAGCAGGGGGAAGUGGGGUGGGUGUUCCCACAGAUGGGCCCCCGUUCUGCCUGAGACAUUGGGUGUCGACGUGGUGCAUCUGCACGCUGGAGGGAAAGGGCCUCAGCUCUCGUGGCGGGUUCUCAGGAGAGUGGAGCUGAGUUUCUGGUGGCCCCACAGAGGAGUCCUGGCUCAGAACCCGCAGGCCAUCUGGGGGUCCUGGCUGCUGGGGCAAGUGUGAGCUGUUUCAGCUGUGAUCACUGCGUGUCUAACAUGGAUCUGGGGUGGGUAGAAGUCACUUCCUCCCAGCCCUGCCUCCGGUGUGUGUAAGCCUCCCUGGCCUCACAGCUCCUGGCCUUGUGAGUAUGAGGGGCAGCUGAAAUGAGGUGGAUAGUCACCUGCUGCAGUGCCCCAGAGAGGGUGGUGCUCAGUGAACCAAGGGGUGCCUUGACCUGGCCUCUGGGAUUGCAGAAGGUAUGGAUGUCAUGACCAGGACACAGAGGCUGUGAAACACGUGGGCACCUGCAGAAGGUGACCCUGACCCUGACCUUGGUGAUGCG